AUGCUGCACGGUUCGCUGGUUCUGGCCCCCCUCCCCCCGGCCUGCGCACCCUGGGCCCCCCUCUCUCCCUUGCGAAAAGUCAUAAUGCAAUUGCCAGGACGGCCGAUGUGGAACGCUCAACGACCACUACCAUCACGCAACCAGUCCGCACUCAAAUGCGUUGUAACUCACACGCCAUCCAGCACGAUGGAUUUGUCCAGGCGAGAUUUCUCUUAUGGUGCUCGGUGA
Molecule: messenger RNA, 228 nt
Organism: Danaus chrysippus (African queen)
Lineage: Eukaryota; Metazoa; Arthropoda; Insecta; Lepidoptera; Nymphalidae
Source: the annotation of a GenBank genome assembly